Molecule: messenger RNA, 2137 nt
Organism: Lycium ferocissimum
Lineage: Eukaryota; Viridiplantae; Streptophyta; Magnoliopsida; Solanales; Solanaceae
Exons: 3
Coding region: 524-1057 (177 amino acids)
Source: RefSeq, a predicted model, not a curated record
AGUAAUUACACUUUAUGUCUGGAUCCAUACCCUUAUAUUGAUUCAUUGAAUUGUGAAAGAAUCUUUUUCAAGUGAACCUCAAAUUCUUAUAACACAUUUAUUUCAGUUACUCAUCUAUAUUGAUAGUUGUAUGCCUGUUCUUGCUUGUGUUUCCUAAAUUCCCUUUGGUGAGAAGUUGAGGAUCCCAAGAGCUACAGAGUUUGUUGAAGCAUUUGGGAAAAUUGUGCAAUAUACUUGGUUGAACAUGAGAAACUAUUCCUGUUGCAUAUACUAAUGUCUUUCCAUUUACUUUGGCAGGGGUCCUCUGUGGCCAUAUGUUAAAUUAAUUACCAUAUGUUGGUUGGUAAUACCUCAGUUUAACAGCGCGUGUUAUUGUUACCAAUAACUUAUUCAUCCAUGUUUGCUGGUGAAAUUGCACGAUGUUGUCAUUCAGUUUUAUGGGUUUUGCCAUAUUUACCAACGGGUUCUGUAUUUGUGCUUGUCUGUCUACCUUCAAAUUGUCACUUACUGGUUUAACAAGCCAAUGGAGGAUCCAUCUCUCAAGAAUGAAUCAUUUCUGGCUAUGGCAGAGAGGUAUCUUGAAGAAAAUGGAUCUGAUACUCUGGAGAAACUUAUUGCAAACAAGUCCAUGGAUUAUAGUUUGAAUCAUCAUGCAGAAGAGAUCAAGCCUACUGAUACUAGUGUUGAAGCAGAAGCUCUCACCCCCAACCAGGUUAAAUGUGUGAGGGAAAAUCUAAUUUGGAUUGAGAAUACAACAACAGGAAUGAAGGUCAAGGAAACGGCGGUUCCAACAAAGCAGGAGCAAGUAAAACAUGUAGCGGCAGCACAAUCAGAACACAGUACUGAUGAAAAGUUGAAAGAAAAGGUCCACCUGGCAGGUACUGGCCAGCAAGAAAAUCCAAAGCAACUGAAGGAUGCUGAUGUUGCUGUUCAUAAUUCUAAGCUAUGGUGUGGUACUUGUAACAUGUGGUUCCCUGACGAGAUUGUUAUGGCCGCACAUCUGAAGGGGAGGGAGCACUUGGCCAAACUCCAAAUACCAAUGAGUUCUACGGCUUAGGCAGAGAGGUACCUUGAAGAGAAUGGAUCUGAUGCUCAGGAGAAACUUAUUACACAUAAGGUAUAUCAGAUAUUACCUCAGCAAGGAGUAGCCAGUUCUUAUCAUUUGAUUCUUUCCAAAACUCAUUAACCGAGUACCUGUCAUGAUCUUUUUUAGCCUAAAAUUCGUUUAUUAUGUCAACCAGUUAAAUUAUUUAGAAUGACGUCACAGGUGACGUAAUUAAUCCAAAUUUUGUUAAUCCUUUGAUAAUGUGAAUUAAACGAGAAUGAAGUAAUAAGAAUAACAACGCAGAUAAUUAAAGAGAAAUAAUUGAUGAUGUAAAAGAGAGGGAGAUUCUUAUUGAUUCUUCUGACUCAGAUGAUGAGAAUUGCUAAAAAUCAGUGAUGAACAGUCGUGUUUACAGAGAAUAAUCGUAAAGUUGUGUGUAAUCAGGGUGAAAAAUUAGAUGGAUACAGUUGUGGGGAAGUGGGAGAUUUUAUAGGAUAGCUAAGAGUAAUUGCUUCAGUGGUCCUCGCCCGUUUCAACUAUUACAUGGCUAAGAUAGUGGGUGUUAAAUGGGAUUAAAUAGAAUCCCUAAGAUCUCGGAGCCUGGUCGUUAUUUGGGUUAUCCUCUGCCCGGGCACUCUGAUAGAUCGUUCCGGAUUUCUAUUACCCUGUGUAAAUUAGGUGCAUCCGGGUGCUGAUUCUUGGAUGAUCCUACUAAUCUUUGGUUUAACUGUCGUUAACCAAUUCAACAAUUGAUUGUGGUCUUCUCUACGCUUGCUAUGUGUUCGGUCAAAUAGUCUUCGCUUCCGGCAUAUUUUCACCAAUACAAAUCUCCUAUUUGCAGUCCAAAGAUUAUAGUUUGAAUCAUCAUGCAGAAGGGAUCAAGGCUACUGACACUUGCGAUAAAUCAAGAAUGCUCAUCCCCAGCCAGGUGCCUGAACUGUUAUUCCUAACUCCCUAUACUGUAUGAAACAGUCGUUAACUUCUUAUGCUGCUGCUUUUCUUGGCAUUUUCCCUUCAUAAUGAAUCUGAAAUUUACAUUAUCAGUUGAGUACUAUUUGAAUGUUUUGCAUAAUGUAAUGAUAUCAUGCACUA